This is a messenger RNA of Leptinotarsa decemlineata (Colorado potato beetle), 2527 nucleotides long. RefSeq lists its product as uncharacterized. Gene Ontology annotation, molecular function: protein serine/threonine phosphatase activity; calcium ion binding. Gene Ontology annotation, cellular component: cytoplasm; nucleus. The record is from RefSeq and is a predicted model, not a curated record. Lineage: Eukaryota; Metazoa; Arthropoda; Insecta; Coleoptera; Chrysomelidae.
UAUUAAAGAGAAAUGUCAUUAAUUGUAUAAAAGUCUUGGCAUCAUCAGUAACGAACUUGAGGUACCAAAAUGUGAAGUGCACAAUUUCUCAACUACUGACCAGCAGUUCCUGAUCAUUAUUAACAACAUGGCAGUUUUCAAGUCAAUUGGAGAAUUAUGUGACGUAGUUUCCGUUGUAGUUUUCUGCAACAUUGACAGCACAAUGAUGCUUACUGUGGACAAUUUUGAACAUUGGAUUCCAUCUGUGAAAGUACUACCAGGUCAAAUGUGGGAACGAACUAUUGCCAAAGAAGUUAAUGAAAUUUUUGAUGGUUCCACUGUUGACAGAGUCUUAAGAAUUUAUAAAAUAUGGAUACCAAGACAUACUCAACAAUUUUUGCUGCAUGUUGUUUUUGAAUUGACUGUAGAUGCAGGAGUGAAAAAUAAAGCCAAAAAUACUAUGGGAAAGUAUCGAGGGAAACUCCGUUGGGUGGCGGAAGCAGAUUUGACGAAAUUGGCGACGAACAACAACUUGAAGAGCUCCGAGUUACUCGAUUUGUUUUAUCUUGUUAAAAGGAACAAAAAUCCGCCCCGGUCUCAUCCUGAAGACAGCGUAUUUGUAGAGAACUUGUGUGAAACUGCUGACGACAUUCUCGUAUCAGGAAAAGGAAAUAUUUACAAUCAGUUAGUUGAGGCAUCCGGAAUAGAUAAGUUAGCUCAGGAGACUAUUUUACGGGAGUUCAUAUUCAUGGUUUAUCCAGCCAGCUACAUGAGUCAGAGGGUUUUCGCUAAAUUCGUUGUGGAAUUGGGUUGGCCUAAAGAACACACUGGAUAUCUUUUCAAUGCAGCAGAUCUGAACAUGCGCAAUGGAAUUUCCUUCCGGGAGUUUCUAUAUUUCUUGGCGUGCAUAGAUCCCAACACUGCUCAUGGUGGAGCCGCCGCUGAGAUUCGAUGUAGGUAUAUGUUCAGAUAUUAUGACAGAGAUAGAGAUGACUUUCUCAAGUUCGAUGAAAUGAAAAAUAUUGUUCUGGAUCUAAGAAAAAGUAAAAAAAUUUCCACCGAUGCUGCUGGUGUUGCGAAAGAAACAGCAGAAACGUAUAAGGCUAUGGGUAUACCUGACACUACACCUAUAAACGUGAUGGAUUUCUUGAAAGCUAUAUGUGAUUUGAAAAUUAGAGGGACUUCAACGAUUUUCAGGUCGAACGUUGGGAUAAUCAAAUAUCUUAAAGAUUCCAGUGAAAAAAGUGCAGUAAAAAUGGAUAUGGUAUCAGCUCGAAACUUGACAGAAAAUCUAAAAGGUAGAGUGCCUGCUGUCCAAACCAAAAAUGUAGACUAUGAAGUGGCUGUACAUACUGUGAAAAUCCAGAAAAGUGGACAGGCUAUCAAUAUAGACGAAAUGAAACUAAUUCAAGAGGCCGUUUCAUUGACAACAUUGAAACAACCCGUGAAUGAACAAACACGGAGGAUUUCAAUGGAUCUGUUCAGUCAGCGAUCUGUUUCCAAUGAGGUAUUGAAAAGUUUGAGAUAUUUAACUUCAAUAAAUAAAAUCAAGGAUCCCAAAGCUAGCUACACGUGGGGCCAACUCGAUACUGUUAUGUUCGGAAGAAAUCUCAUCAACAUUUGUAAUCAAGUUCGGGAAAUAUUCAGAGUAGAAUCAAGAUUACUUGAGCUGAGUUCACCUAUUUAUAUUAUGGGUGACUUACAUGGCAAUGUUGCUGAUCUUCUAUAUUUUGAAAGAGUACUUUGGCAUAUUGGUCCAGGUUUGAGUCCGUCUAAUCUCCUCUUUCUCGGGGAUUACGUUGAUAGAGGGGCAUAUAGUAUAGAAGUUAUAUCCUACUUAUUUUCUUAUAAGUUGCAGAGCCCUAAUAAAGUUAACCUGUUGAGGGGAAAUCAUGAGAUCCGUGAAGUACAAAAGAUGUUUACUUUCUAUAAGGAAUGCAUUCUGAAAAUGGGUGAGAAGCUCGGAAAUGAAGUGUGGAUGGCAGUAAACAAUGCCUUCGACACAAUGCCUGUUGCAGCUGUUAUUGAUGGAAAAUUAUUCUGUUGUCAUGGAGGAGUUCCUCCACCAUGGCUUUGUCCCGUUAUAAGUGCCAUAAAUGAUAUUCCUGUACCACUGAGUCAACCUGAUGCCCAGAGUUCUUUAGCUUGGGAGUUGAUGUGGAAUGAUCCCGUAAGACCCAAGACUGUGAACGACAAACUGGCAAUGGAGUUAUUGGCAAAUGAGGGUUUUGCAGUCAAUGUGCGAAGAGGAACAGCCCACAUUUUUAGUGUAGAAGCCCUGGAAAGAUUUUUGAAAGCAAACCAGCUAACACAUCUUGUGAGAGCACAUGAGGUAGCCCAAGCUGGAUUUCAGGUUCAACAAAAAGGGAAAUUGCUAACGGUUUUUUCUUCAUCCAAAUAUUGUGGAGGACAAAACGAUGCAGCAUGUGUUAUGGCAGAUCAAGGAAAGCUCAGGAUAUUGAGAUUGGAAACUGACUGAGAGUAACAGUUCAUCAUGAAGAUUGUAAAACACCAUUUUUGGAAUAAAUACAAAAAGUGUAACUACACA